Cervus elaphus (red deer) is the source of this 1892-nucleotide messenger RNA. RefSeq names its product gliomedin (gene GLDN). Gene Ontology annotation, biological process: signal transduction. Gene Ontology annotation, cellular component: cell surface. NCBI's taxonomy places the organism in Eukaryota, Metazoa, Chordata, Mammalia, Artiodactyla, Cervidae. The transcript has 10 exons. The coding region runs from base 184 to 1845 and encodes 553 amino acids. The record is from RefSeq and is a predicted model, not a curated record.
GGCCUGUCCCUCCGGGCUGCUCGAGCCCCACUGCUGCUGUCCCCAACCCGCCCCGCUAGCAGGGCCAAAGGGCGGCGUGACUCACGGCGCUGCCACCAGCCCACGGCUUGCCCGAGGCGUAUAAAGGCUGCCGGGGUGAGAGGCGGCAGAGCCUUGCCGGACCCGGUCCGAGGCGCUCAGGGCAUGGCUAGAGGCGCGGAGCGAGGCCGCGGGGGCGCGGGCUGGGGGCUGCGCGGCGCCCUGGCCGCGGUGGCGCUGCUCUCGGCGCUCAAUGCUGCAGGCACGGUGUUCGCGCUGUGCCAGUGGCGCGGGCUGAGCGCUGCGCUCCGGGCGCUGGAGGCGCAGCGGGGCCGGGAGCAGCGCGAGGACAGCGCCCUGCGCGCCUUCCUGGCGGAGCUGAGUCGCGCCCCUCGCCGGGGGCCCGCGCCACCCCCAGACCCCGCGAGCGCCGCGCGCAACAAGCGCAGCCACGGCGGGGAGCCUGCGCAGCACAUCCGUGCUGAGAGCCACGACAUGCUGAUGAUGAUGACCUACUCCAUGGUGCCGAUCCGAGUGAUGGUGGACCUAUGCAACAGUACCAGGGGUAUCUGCCUCACAGGACCACCUGGCCCAGCAGGGCCUCCCGGAGUCAGUGGAUUACCAGGACACAACGGAUCAGAUGGACAGCCUGGUCCCCAGGGCCCAAAAGGCGAAAAAGGAGCCAAUGGAAAAAGAGGAAAAAUGGGGCCACCUGGAGCCACAGGAACUCCAGGGGAAAAGGGAGACCCUGGUGAGCUGGGCUUGCCUGGAAAUGAGGGCCCAGCAGGGCAGAAGGGUGACAAGGGAGACAAAGGGGACGUGUCCAAUGAUGUGCUCCCCGCAGGUGCCAAAGGUGACCAAGGACCACCUGGCCCACCUGGCCCACCUGGCCCACCUGGGCCCCCAGGCCCUCCGGGUCCUCCGGGUCCCCCUGGAAGCAGAAGAAAAGGCCCUCGGCAGCCUAACAUGUUCAACGGCCAGUGCCCAGGUGAGACAUGUGCUGUACCAAAUGAUGAUACCUUGGUUGGAAAAACUGAUGAGAAAGUCAGUGAACACCAUUCCCCAGAAGCAGAAUCCAUGAUCACAUCAAUUGGAAAUCCAAUACAAGUGUUGAAAGUUAAAGAGACGUUUGGGACUUGGAUAAGAGAGUCUGCUAACAAGAGUGAUGAACGCAUCUGGGUGACUGAACAUUUCUCAGGCAUCAGGGUGAAGGAAUUUGAAGACCAGCCCUCGCUGCGGAACGGCAGUUACACGCUCAUCCACCUCCCGUACUAUUUCCACGGCUGUGGUCACACUGUUCACAACAACUCUCUCUACUACCACAAGGGAGGCUCCAACACCAUCGUGAGGUUUGAAUUUGGCAAAGAAACAUCCCAAACUCUGAAGCUUGAAAAUGCCUUGUAUUUUGAUCGAAAAUACCUCUUUGCAAAUUCCAAGACAUACUUCAAUUUAGCUGUAGAUGAAAAGGGCCUUUGGAUUAUCUAUGCUUCCAGCGCGGACGGCUCAAGCAUCCUUGUCGCACAGCUGGAGGAGAGGACCUUCUCCGUGGUGCAGCACAUCAACACCACGUACCCCAAGUCCAAGGCCGGCAACGCCUUCAUUGCCCGAGGGAUCCUCUAUGUCACUGACACCAAGGAUACGAGGAUAACGUUUGCCUUUGAUCUGUUAGGAGGGAAGCAGAUCAAUGCAAACUUUGCUCUGAGAACUUCCCAGUCUGUUCUUGCCAUGUUAUCAUACAAUAUGAGAGACCAGCAUUUGUAUUCUUGGGAAGAUGGCCAUUUAAUGCUUUAUCCCGUACAGUUUCUGUCAGCUGCAUUACACCAGUGACAGGAAGCAUUCUGUUCCCCUCAGUAAAUUUCAGCUGUUCUCUGGUA